GGAGGGAGCCGGAGCUGUCACAGGCCCCGGGUCCGCCUGACCGAGCCAAGUAGGGUGUCAUGGCCGCGGGGGGCAGCGGCUGCACUUCCUCUGCGGGCGGCGGCGGCGGCGGCGGCGGCCGGGGAGUUAAUCCUCGACGCUCGGGUCGGUCCCGUUUCCCUCUGUGCGGCGGCCGGCGGGACCAUAAGGGCUUAACUCAUAUAUUUAACCCCCCUCCAAAAAGGUUUGAAAGUAUUCUUGAAGGGCUGUUUGGACCUGCAUUAUUAAAAGAUCUCAGUUUAUUUAAAGACUGUGAACCUGAAAGCAUUUCUGAUUGGACUUUUGAUGAAAAUUGCCUAUUCUGUUGCUUGAGAAGAGAUAAAGUAAAGGGACACUUAGUCGGUCUGGAUGAACCAGCUUCGGGAGCUGGGCAAGAAGCUCUGCUUAAACAAGAGCAAGCAAAAAUCAUUCGAUUCGAGAGACAAGCAGAAGAGUUCCUCAAUGCAGUCUUUUAUAGAAAAGACAGUCCCUGGGUCUCCGACCCCAAUAUUCCCCUAGUGGCCCGUGAGAUCAUGCAGCGAAUGAUCCAACAAUUUGCUGCUGAAUAUACCUCAAAAAAUAGCUCUACUCAGGACCCCAGCCAGCCCAAUAGCACAAAGAACCAAAGCCUGCCGAAAGCAUCUCCAGUCACCACCUCUCCCACGGCUGCAACUACUCAGAACCCUGUGCUCAGCAAACUUCUCAUGGCUGACCAAGACUCACCUCUGGACCUUACUGUCAGAAAGUCUCAGUCAGAACCUAGCGAACAAGACGGUGUACUUGAUCUCUCCACUAAGAAAAGUCCAUGUGCUGGCAGCACUUCCCUGAGCCAUUCUCCAGGUUGCUCCAGUACUCAAGGGAACGGGCGACCUGGGAGACCCAGCCAGUACCGCCCAGACGGACUUCGGAGUGGUGAUGGGGUACCUCCAAGAAGCUUACAGGAUGGAACCAGGGAAGGUUUUGGACACUCCACAUCACUCAAAGUUCCAUUGGCUCGAUCCCUGCAGAUUAGUGAAGAGCUACUGAGCAGAAACCAAUUGUCCACAGCUGCCAGCCUUGGGCCAUCUGGAUUACAGAAUCAUGGACAACACUUAAUAUUAUCCAGGGAAGCCUCUUGGGCAAAACCACAUUAUGAGUUCAACCUCAGCCGUAUGAAGUUCAGGGGAAAUGGUGCACUCAGCAACAUCAGUGACCUUCCUUUUCUUGCAGAAAACUCUGCCUUUCCAAAAAUGGCACUUCAAGCAAAACAAGAUGGAAAAAAGGAUGGGAGCCAUGCAUCUCCUGUAGAUUUAAAGAUACCACAAGUUCGAGGAAUGGAUCUUUCUUGGGAGUCUCGCACUGGUGAUCAGUACAGCUAUAGCUCUUUGGUAAUGGGUUCACAAACGGAGAGCGCGCUUAGUAAAAAGUUAAGGGCUAUUCUUCCAAAACAAAAUAGAAAAAGCAUGUUAGAUGCUGGACCCGAUUCUUGGGGCUCAGAUGCUGAGCAGUCUACCUCUGGACAGCCAUAUCCCACAUCGGAUCAAGAAGGAGACCCUGGCUCCAAGCAGCCUCGGAAGAAAAGAGGGCGUUACAGACAGUACAACAGUGAGAUACUGGAGGAAGCAAUCUCAGUGGUUAUGAGUGGAAAAAUGAGUGUUUCCAAAGCUCAGAGUAUUUAUGGGAUUCCCCACAGUACACUGGAGUACAAAGUAAAGGAGAGGCUGGGCACUUUGAAAAACCCUCCAAAGAAAAAGAUGAAAUUAAUGAGGUCGGAGGGGCCAGAUGUUUCUGUAAAGAUUGAAUUAGAUCCCCAGGGAGAGGCAGCACAAAGUGCAAAUGAAUCAAAAAAUGAGUAGGAAUACUGUAGAGUGCCAAUUACUGUACAAACUGGGUGAGCACUACUGCAUUGUUCAGCUAUCAUUGCUUGCACCUGACUUCAUUUACUGUGACACUUGUUUCUUUGCAGAUUUUGCAUUGACUUGUGUGUACAGAGGUGAAAGGUGCAUUCUGAAUGUUGCAUAUUUUAAAAUUUUCAUGUGCAGUAUGGCUCGGGAUAUUGUUUGGCCUUUUUGCAUGUUUCUCUACAAAAGAGAAUUGAGUUACCUCACGGAGAACAGAUACAUGGAAGUGGACUCCUUGCCUGUAGAGCCUGCAUGCUUUUCUUUUUUUCUUUCUUUCUUUUUUUCUUUUUUUUUCCCUCUUAAGUUAUAUUUGCCUUUAUUUAAAGAAAAAAAAGAUAAAAAAAAGCCCCCUUUUAGAAACCACCUCUGUCAAACUGGGAGCUUUAUCAUUACAAAUUAGAAAGCCAUCUUAUAAAAUCAUUCAUGUUUCUCUUCUGCAUUUCAACUAAUUGAAAGAUUAAAGAAAAAUAUCCUAAGAACAAUGAACCUUCGAAUUUAAGAAAUUUGGUUAUUCACUGUAAUUAUUUAGGUCAAUUUACAUUUUAUGAUUUUGUUCUCACUAUUAAAUUUACUUAACAAAUCAGCAAUCUGUUUAGUGCUCACCCAGAGGGAAAGGAGGUGGAAAAUGUGCACACACUACCUUCAGAAAUGCUUCGGUUAAUUCCUUUGUAACACUACCUUUGCUGUAAUUUUCUUUGGGAUUUUCUAAGGGUAGAAUUUGGUCUCACCAACAAGUGAGGAUAUAGCCUUAUCUCAUGGAGGACGAGCUCCGUUCUUACUCAGGAGCAGUCAGGGUACAUUACAUAAAACAAUAGAGGAUGCCUCAUUUUAACAGUUUCUUUGUAUUCUUAAAACCUUUUACAGAUUGAUCAUGUGCUAACUAACAACUGGAUGUCAUUGCAGCAAGUAGUUUAAUAUAUUCAAGAUCUGUUUAUUGGGGAAAGGGAGAAGUAAGGAAAGUGUGUUUAAGUAAUUACAAUACUGCAAAAGUGGUAUCUAGAUUUUACAGCCUCAGUAGUCUGCCCAAAUAUCCACAUGAAUGAAGGAUCCAUGUUUGUGGUGAGAAAAAAAAAAAAAAACAACCAAGGCAACCUAAUAUGAUUUAGGUUGCAUUUCACAUCUAAUGAUAAUCCAAUCAGCAUCAAGCUCAGAAUUUCUUUUUUAACUAAUCCAGGUACUAGUACAAGGGGAGAGGGGUUGUUUUUUAGUUUUUAUUUAAUUUGUUGCUUUCAAUUUUUCUUCUUCUUCUUCUCCUUCUCCUUCUCUGGCAUCCUGCAUUCUAUCCCCUUUUUAACUUUUCCUGAUAUUUCGCUGAUUUUCAUGGUUGUUUAGCACACAAUUCAGGACUUUUCAGAUCAUGUUUAUAUAAGCACUCCUUGAAGAGCAUCUAAGCUUUUUUUGAGAUGGGCUUUUCAAAUUAUAGUAAUGAAAUUCAUAGUAUUUAUUUCCUACAAUUUUUUGCAAGAAUAACUGAUAAAUAAAGCCCAUAAAAUUUAAUUUUGACUUUUGACCAAAUUAAAAUUACUCUCGGUGUAAAAACAAAAUCCAUGCCACACACACCCCAUCUAAUCUAAUCUGCUGAGAAAGGUGGUCAGGCCCUUCUAAAUGCUUAACCAAAAAUAAGCAAAAAGUCAUUGGAAUUUUUGUAUAAAAUAAAGUAAAACUUGGAGCAUUAAAUUGAGGCCAGUGAUUUCAGAUGGAUACUAAGAGUUGAAGAGAAGUAGGUCCAGAUAUUCCCAAAGCAUAAAUUUUUGCCUGGCAACUUUGGAGCAGUUAAUUAGGUUAAGGAUAGUUUUUCCUCAGCAACCUAUUUCUUCAAAGGUUAGGCACACCAUUGCUGUUAUUAAAAUACAUGCACUGCUCAUUCUCGACAUAGCCUGGGCUUGGGUUUCUCUUUUGGUUUGGUUAUUUUGUGUAGCAGUUUAAUCUGUGGAUGACUGAGCCUGUUUCCUCUUAGCUUUCUGGUCUUCUCAACAGAAAAAGCAGCUUGGGUUCAAAGCAGUAUGUGACUCUGCAAUAUUUUCUAGCCUAGCUAGAAGUUGCAAUAAAAAUAUUUUAUGAAAUAUAUGGUUUUCAUCUGCAGUUGAAGGAAGUUGUAGAAAGUUUGCUGAAAGCAAAGGGCUAAGCUUGUGAAGGAAUGCCUCCUUUGUUCCAUACUCAGUAAUUUGUUACACACAAUUAAUUGCAGCCAUGGUACCUUUUUGCCCGAUGUUUGGGGGUAUUCGGUAGCCGGAAUUCCUGCAAAAGGGUCCUUUAAGCAAUUAAUUUGUGCUUGCUUUUAUCCCCUCUCAGAAAGGCAUCAUUAAAGGCCCAUUUAAAAAUCUGGCCCUAAAAGUUCAAUUUUUGUAGUUUUACUGUUCAGAGAGGUUUAAUCCUGUGUGGUAGUCUAUAAAGUGAUGUAUGAGUUGAGUUAUGUAAAUUUUGUCAUUGUAGUGUACAUGGAGUGAUCAUUUUACUAACAUAAAUAUUUUCUAUGUGUGUUUCAGUGGAUGACAAUCGAGCAGCAGAAGAAUGGUGUGCCUACCCUUUAAUGCUGCAGUUUAAAUAAGAGAACUUGUAUUGUGUCAUUUCAGAUUGUAGGCUGAGACUUGUAAAUAGUGAAAAUUUGAGUACUUCUAUUAUUUGUUUUGGUUAGAAAGUGAAUUUAAAAACAAACCAAACUCUAAACUUUCUCAGAUUAAAAGUCCUGAGACCUGAAGAUUGUAAUAUUCAUGUCUGUGAAGCUUUUAAACAUUACACGUGAGAUCAGUCAUGACUUGAUAUUCAGGUAAAUUUUCUUUUCCAAGAAGCUUUUGAAUAAGCAUAUUUCCUCCAAAGGUCGGUCGGUCUCUUUCUCUCUCUCUCUCUCUCUCUCUUUUUUUCCUUUUUGAGUGUAGAUUAUUUUAAAGCACUAAUUGCAUUACAUUGGUAACUGCAAUAUAAAAUAGCCAUUAUUGUUUUGUGAAGCAUGGUUGAAAUUAGAUAGUGGUCCCUUUUAAAUUUCAUGAGCCUCUCAGAAAAAAAUAAAAAUCUUAAAAAAAAUACAGAAAGCUGCUGAAUAUUUCAAAAGAUAUAUAUUUUACCUUAUUGUAGGUUUUGUAAAGUUAGUUGGUAAUAUUCAGGUGCACUUUUAAUGUUAAAUUUUGUGUUCAGAUUUCCAUUAUACCAUGUAUUUCUUGGAGGUGGCUCAUCACAUGGCUGGCUGUCAGUCUUGGUGCCGCAGUGAUCUUUUAAUAUUUGAUUUCUCUCUUGAUUUGCCACUGUUCUGUAUUGGCACUUUCAGUGUAGAUAUUCUAGUUUGGGGACGUCCUCAUCAAUGUGUAAUAGAGAUUGGUCUAUUCGCAUGCUUAAUUUCUGCUGAUCAGAGUUUUGCAUGGCCCAAACAACAGUUGACCAUUUUUAUGGUAUGGGAAAGUAUAGUUCACAGCGGUCUUUGUCACAAAAGCCUUUUCUCCUAUCAUUUUCCAGUAGGCAGAUGAUGACAUUACUCAAACUAAUGUUAGGAGAUAAUGUAUUGAAAAUUCAAUUCUUGAGUUUUUUAUGAGAGAACAUUGGUAUUGUAGAGUAGAUAUACUAUGGCACUAUAAAAUCAAAAAUACUAAAUAAUCCUGUGGAAGGAUAUCUAGUUGGUAUUUUUAUCAUUAGCUUUCUCAUGUCUCAGACAGUAGAGUCAUGAAGCUUGACAGAAAUGUAAUAUAUUAUAUUACUUUGUUCAGUAGGCUUUCAAGUGACUCUUGAACUAUGUUUGUGAUGAGCUAUACACUUUUUUCUGCUCCCCAAAUACCAUGAAGGACUAGGUCUCUCUUUCAAGAAACAUAAUUUAUAUUUGUGUAUAAUACUUUUUAAUAUUAAGUUUGUUGUUACUCUGAAGUUUAGGUGUUGCUUGAUAAACCUUUGCUGCAGCAGAUCAUGAAUAUGAGUAAGGCUUUGUGUGAUGAUAAUAGGGGUCCUUAUGUGAAGUAAAUUACUGUUCAGUUCUGGUGAGCAAGCUCAACAAGUGUGAAGUGUGUAUUAGCUUUACUUGGUACACUUUUACUUUACAAUAUUGAAGUGCUUUUAGAACUCUGGUUAUCUUAUAUAAACCAUUACCUCAACCAAUUGGCAUUUUCAUUCCCCAACAUUUUACCUGAGCUAUAAUAUGAGCUAUAUGGGAUCAGAUAAUAAAACAAUAAGGCACAAUGAGAAGUUAAGUUCCCAAUUUUCUGGAGAGAACUCUAUAAAUUAGACUAAAAAUGACUACCUGCAAAGGCCCAUAUCUUAACUACCUUCUGUCAUUAGGCAGUACUUAGCAACCUUUGAGCUGCUAGUGAGCUAUGUGUUCUCCCCCUGCUCAAAUAAGCACAUGGUGCAAGGCCUGGUUCUAAGACUUUGUGAUUCUCUUACAUUUCAUUGACCCAUAUUAGUAAAGCUUGGAUUCAGUUGGUUAUUUUUAUAAAAAAAAUUAAUGAUUCUGUCCAAUGUCAGAACCUGAAAUUAUUUUGAAGGGUUUUAACAGAUAAACGACUGGUCAGUGUCAUUUUCUUUAACAGCUGUUGUCCCCAUAGAUUUAAUUUUGAGACAGACCAUGUAUUUUUGCUUUUGUAAUAAUUCUUUCUUUAAAUGCUAGUUAUAUGAGCCACCCUUUUUCUAUAUAUUCAGGUUGCUGUCAUUGGUGAUAGAAUAUGGCAAUAGACUGAAUUGCUCCACUUAAUCUUUUAUGGAAAACAUUGAAAGUUAUAGGUUGAAUUUUGACCUUCAUUGAAGAUAUCAAAGAUUGUUUUCCUUGUUACCUUUACCUUUCUGUUGUAAUUAGGUCUUUAUUACUGUGGUCAGGCCAGUGCUAUUAGAAACUUAAUGGCUUUAGCCAAACGGCCCAUUUAGGAGACUAUUAAGCUAUAUAGGGGCUUAAAAAAAGUGAUUGCUUUCAAACUCUACUGAAAAGGAAAGAAGUAUAAUUCUGGUACAAGGAAUGCAGACCUGCAAAGUCUUAGUUUUCUUUGGAUUCAUUCUGUCCUUGAGACUUACAGGAUUUGUGACAUGGUGACUGAAGGGAAAAUAGAGGAAAUUCUCUGCCCAUCCUCUGUCUCUCGUUCCCAGAUAAACUCAAAGUUGCCUUUUGAAAAAGCAGACAUUAGCCCUGUAGCUGUGUGCCCUAAAUGUUAUGAAGGAGAUUGGGGGAGGGGGGUAAGGAGUAGGAUGGGAAAGUAUGUAGACUUGAGAAGAAGCUAAAGAUUCUCUUCUACAGUACUAACAAUGAGUCGCAGGAUAGAUAAUGUAAAGUUGGGCCACCUUCAUUUCAUGAUAGAGAAAUCUUUUAGAUGAUUUGAAAAUGAGAAUCAAGACUAAUUAAUGUUGAUUUGACAAUAAAACAUGAGUUAAUUCUGCAACUAUUUGGGGGGUAAUUUUAAGGUUUCCAGUUCAUUUAGAGCUGUGUCGAUAAGCGCUGAAAAACAAGCACUUUUAGUUAAUCAUUGAUUUAUUGGAUGUAGCAAAUAUUAUAAUCAUAAUAUUUAAUCUUUAUAGUUUGAAUAUGGAAAUGAACUCUUUACUCCAUCUUGAACUGUCUUUGAACAGACUCAAGGUGAUCUUUUCAACACUGGAAAUGACCCUACACACAUACCAAAAAAAUCUAAAGCAGUAAGACGUAUUUGAAGAUCCAUACCUCUUAGACUUUUUAGAUUUGUCUUGGGAAAGAAUUUAUGAACCUAUAACCAGUAUUAGUGCAGUCUUGGGUUCCUUGUUCUGCAUAAUUGCACCCUUUCUCAGGUAUGUCCUGAAAACAUAAAUUUUAAAAUAAUCUCUUUAGAGAUUAGAUUCUCAG
Molecule: messenger RNA, 7677 nt
Organism: Nyctereutes procyonoides (raccoon dog)
Lineage: Eukaryota; Metazoa; Chordata; Mammalia; Carnivora; Canidae
Gene: LCOR
Product: ligand dependent nuclear receptor corepressor
Exons: 8
Coding region: 60-1853 (597 amino acids)
Molecular function (GO): DNA binding
Source: RefSeq, a predicted model, not a curated record